Messenger RNA from Thlaspi arvense, 180 nucleotides. Lineage: Eukaryota; Viridiplantae; Streptophyta; Magnoliopsida; Brassicales; Brassicaceae. The record is from the annotation of a GenBank genome assembly.
AUGACGACGGUUCCGAUGGACAUCGUCAACGACUUAUUCCUCCGUCUACCGGCGAAGAGCCUCGUCCGAUUUCGAGCUCUCUCCAAGCUGUGCUGCCAUCUAAUCGACAGUCCUGAUUUCAUCUCAUCGCAUCUCGAUCGCGUCCUCCAAACCGGUGACCACCUCAUGAUCCUUCUGUGA